GCCGUGGUGUAGAGGCUGAGUAGGGUCAAAGAGUCUCGGGAUUAAUCCCCAGAUGAGAUCUGAAACCAAAAGAUAAUCAAUCCUUUUUCUUUAUUCUAAACCUUUCACAACAUACUAUUGUUUUAAUUUUCAUUGGGCUGGAUUAAGUUGUUAUACGACCCGUGUCGAGAAUCAGCCAGGCUGGGGGCCCAAACAAAUAGCCUAGUCGCGAACGGAGUAUCUGGAUACCUGGCGCUCUCCAGAUUAUUUAGCCUUAUCUAAGUACAGCGGAUCUCUGCUUAGAUGGACAUUUUUUCUCCGCAUCUCGUGGGAAUAGUAUGGAGUCAAAAUAUGGAAAAAAACAAAACGAAACCGGUGAAACGCCGGAAGGAAACAUGGCUAAGCCAGUUUUACUAAACACACAAAGAAUAUCGCAGAAGGCGAGUUCUUUAGGAAAACCGGAGUCUAACUUCAGAAUUUUGGAAGGCUCUAGUGCAAAUUUGGAGGAUACACAGGAAUUACAGCCUGGACCGAGUAGUCAAGUACAAAGCUUUGACAAAGUCUGGCCUAAUAUUGACUGCAAUUCUACGACAGAAGUUUCGAAAUCUUGGCAAAGCAUGAAAAGAAUGCCAACAGCAGUAAUUUCACCCUCACGGAGAGCUUAUAGAGAACGGCGGUCAGCAUACAGGAAUUUGGAGAGAAUCGAAAAAAUUCCUGAAGAUCAAAGAUCGGAACAAGACAAAUCCACGUACAUCUGGGCUAAAAGUAUUAUGGAAAAGAGGCUUGAUGAGAAGACUGGGGCAUCUAAAAGACAAACCACGUCGGAGGAUUCACCUUGUAAGGCCAAAAAACCACGGCCACAAAUUCCGCGAUCUAAUGCACCAGCAGUUAAGACAUUUGACCAGAAUAUGAAGAAUAAUUUAAUUAUCGCUGUUGUGGACAAGGCGCAAGAUGAUGGGAGGAUCUCACUGGAAAAUUGGAGGAAAGUUGAAAAGCAGCUGAUGAUUAAUUUCUGCCAGGUAAUGAAAGAGAAUCCAGGGCCGUAUCCCUCAUGCAGGGAUAGUGGUUGGCAUCAAGGAUACAUAAAACUAGUGACCUGCGCGGAUCAGAGAUCAGCUGAUCUGUACACUAAAGCGAUCCAAAAGAUUGGUGAAAUUUGGCCUGGUGCAAGGCUGGCCGUUAUUGCAAAGGACCAAAUCCCAGGUAGACCGCGUGCUCGUUCCUGGGUGCCAGCAGAACCCUCAGAUGCAAACACAAUUUUGCAGAUGAUCCAAUUUGGAAAUCCUAAUCUACCAACUUCCAACUGGAGGGUAGUGAAAUUGGAAGAAAAAAGGGGCGAGUAUCGACAUAUUCUCAUAAUAAUCAAUAAAGAGUCACUGGCGCUCUUAGAAAAACAGAACUUUAUUAUCAAUUACGGGUUCAGCUCAAUAACCCUGAGAGUUUAUAAAACGGACGCAAAACCGGACGGAAGUCAAAAUCGGGAGACGAAACAAAAUGUUUCCUCAGAUAAGAAUACGGGGCGAGAAGAGAUGAAACCGUCGAAAGGGAAAAUUUCGGUUGAGUCAAAAAUGGCUGAUAACGUUAAUGAUGAAGAUUUUGUUAACACGGCUGACGAAGCCAUUGAAAACAGUAAUGCUUCAAACAGUUCAAAUAAAUUUCCACUACUUUAAAGCAGCAUUAGCUGCGCUUUUUUAUCGCCUGCAGGGGCGGUGUUUAUAUAGUCUGGGUCAAAGAAGUUGACUCAGGACGCAAAAUUGCAAGUUGUUUCUUAGUAAGAGCGGCGAAAAGAGCAAUAAAGAUAUGACUGUAGUUAAUCUGGAAUGCCGGAAGUAAACAAGUAUUAGUUGGUAUAGCCUAAUCUCUUGAAGUUGGCUUUUCUUUGCAAGUGAUAUUAAUUCGCAUCACGUAAUCUGGGGAAGCUGUUCAAAAAAUUCGGGAGCAAAACUUUCUUACUAAAA
Condylostylus longicornis is the source of this 1937-nucleotide messenger RNA. RefSeq lists its product as uncharacterized. NCBI's taxonomy places the organism in Eukaryota, Metazoa, Arthropoda, Insecta, Diptera, Dolichopodidae. The record is from RefSeq and is a predicted model, not a curated record. Bases 318 to 1649 code for a protein of 443 amino acids. The transcript has 3 exons.